AUGGCGUAUUGACAGAGGAAAUAGACCAGCACUGGACACGUUGGAAAGAGUGGUUUCUCGCGCAUGUGAACAAAUUUAUUCCUAAGAAAGUUCUUAAAGACACAAACUCGCCACCCUGGGUUGUCGGAAAUAUCGUACAAAGGCGUAACGGCGAAAACUGCAGCCCAUAAAGCUGAACUGUUCAACGCGUUCUUUUCCUCUGUUUUUAACUCUCCUCGAUCGAGCAUUGGUGAGGACACUAUCAACAAUUCACUUCCAAUAAGAACGGAACAAAAUUUAUCUGACAUCACAAUUAGUGUAGAAGAAGUUGCCAACUGUUUGCAUGGUCUGGAUACAUCAAAAGCAAGUGGCCCCGAUGGUUUACCGUCCAGGCUAUUGAAAGAGUGCGCCCAACAAAUAGCACCAAGUCUAUGUACCUUGUUCAACCAUUCACUGCAAUGUGGUCGAAUGCCAUUAGAAUGGAAAUCAGCGAACAUCACUCCACUGCACAAGAAGCAGCGGAAAGAACCAGCAGAAAACUAUCGUCCCAUUUCUCUCCUUCCUAUAGUCAGCAAAGUCUUGGAACGUUGCGUGUAUUCCCAAUUCUACGAACAUGUCUCCUAUCUCAUCACUCCACAUCAACACGGUUUUCUACGAAAUCGUUCCUGCGUUACACAAUUGCUCUCCGUGCUUCAUUCCAUAGGACAAAAACUUGAUACGAACGAACAGACUGACAUAGCGUACCUCGACCUCGCGAAAGCCUUUGAUUCCGUAGAUCACUCCAUUCUCCUUCAAAAACUCAAAUGCUACGGUGUAACAGGAAGGCUGUUAAAUUGGUUUGCUGAUUACCUCAACAAUCGUCGUCAGAGAGUCGUAAUGGACGGUGCUACAUCGCAAUGGACCCCAGUUACAUCCGGAGUGCCGCAAGGUAGUAUCCUGGGUCCAAUGUUGUUCGUUAUUUUCAUCAACGAUGCUCCUGAUGUGAUCAACAACAAAGCAAUUCCAGCACUAUUUGCAGACGACACUAAGCUCUACAAGAACAUAACAUCAUUGAAUGACUGCAACCAGUUGCAAGAAACUUUAACACACCUUGAUACUUGGAGUCAGGAUAACAACAUUAAAUUCAACGGGUCGAAGUGUAAAGUAUUGUCGGUAACGCGCAAGAAGGCCCCAAUUUCUUUUCCCUAUCACCUCGGGUCGACAGAGCUGUCGAGAGUUGACGACGAAAAAGACCUUGGCGUAAUCUUCUCCAGUAAACUACAGUGGAACUUACAUAUCAACGAAAUGGUAUCGAAAGCGAAUAGGCAGCUAGGCGUGCUUAAGAGGACUUGCUACUCACUCACAGACAUCAACAUCCGACGUACACUGUAUCUCUCGCUGGUGAAGUCGAAGCUCAGCUAUGCAACACAAGUUUGGUCGCCUACUCACAACAGACAACUCAGUGAAAGGAUUGAAAGAGUACAAAGAAGAGCCACAAAAUGGAUUCUAAGGACCGGGACUUGUGAAAUGCCAUACAAGCAACGGCUGUUGAAAUUGGAACUCUUACCACUCUCUUACGAUAGAGAGAUGAAAGAUCUCGUAUUUUUCUUCAAGGCGUUGUACGGUUACGUCGAUCUUAACAUUAACAAUUGCGUCUCUUUCAUUCAACAUGGACGUACUCGACUUAGCCAAGCUACUGGUGUAAUGCUUCAAACUCCUAUGUGUAGAACUGCUACGUUUCAAUCAUCUUAUUUCAACCGUAUUGUCAAACCGUGGAACAAUGUAUGUCAAGAUGUCAAUCCAGAUACAUUCUCUAGCCCUAUCUCUUUCAAAAACUUUCUUAAACGCAGCUAUUUAGAACUUCUACACUCUGUAUAUGAUGUUGACCUACCCUGUACUUGGUUCUCGGUGCGUGACUGUCCCUGUCACAGAGAACAGCGAAAAUAAAUGUGUGUUUAAUAGACCAUCUUUGGGGCUAUUUUCCAGUGCAGUCGCUUUGCCCGCGCGAGCGGAAAGGACUUUCAUUUUUGUCCGCCUGAAUGCUCGCGGACACGCCAUAAAAGUAGAACUAAUUUUUCACAUGAUAAAAUCGCGCGUGCGGGGCGACUUUGGUGGGAAGUGGCCUUUAAGCGUCUGUGUGUAACCUGUCUGUGUGUGUAACCUGUCUCUGUGUGUGCUUUGUCUGUGAGCGUGCGUAUAUGUAUACUAUGUGUAAUAUAAGUAUAUAACUGUACAUAUAAUCAUAUAAUUGGACGCCGGAAGGUGCCUUGCAUGGGAACUUUUCAAAGAGUCCCGUUCGUACCUUGCCGUUUUGGAUCUAGCUUUCAAAUGUGUUAUAUAUAUAUAUUGAUCCAAAUAAAUUUGUUAAAUUAAAAUUAAAUUAAAUUAAAUAAAUUAAAAUUAAAUUAAAUUAAAUUAAACUAACUGUGGUAUCAUCCUUCUUGGGGACUUUAACGACUUAGAAACAUCUCUCCUAUCAGCAAGAUAUAAUUUAAAGCAAGUUGUCAAAGCCCCCACUAGUAUAGACUAGUGAUUUCCUCAAUCUAGUAUAGACGUCUUUGGAAGGUGGGCCUCAACGCGUAAAUAGUUCGAGUAAGCAGCUCCUAACGCCACGGUCGACGACCUAGCAUCUUUCUUUACAUCACAACUGGCCAAGCCAAUCCAUCGUAUUUUCCCUCCUAGAACAGUGAAACGACAUAUUACUGACAAACCUUGGAUAACACCAGAAAUCAAGAACCUUAUAAAAGACCGCCAGAAAGCCUUCCACAGUAACAAUACCCCCCUUUGGUGAUUGCUGAAAAAUAAAGUCCAACUUGAAAUAGCGGAAAAGAAAAAGUCAUUUUACAGAAAUCUAGCGACACCCGCAAAUGGUGCAAAAUGGUAAAUAAAAUGUCGGGAAAACCAGAAAAAAUAGAUUUUUCUCCCUGGAGCGCGACGGUAUAACAUUGAACGGUGAAAGUCUCACAUCCGCCCUCAACGAAUUCUAUAUCCCACCCCUCGGCAAAGACUCCCUGCCGGGUUCCUACCUUCAAUUGCAAGAAACGACAUCCCUAUUAUUCAACCCUUUGUCGUUUGCAACAAACUCUGUGCGCUUCAAACCCGCAAAGCAACAGGUGUCGACAACAUCCGAAACCGAAUUCUGAAAGAGUUUGCCUAUAUUCUAACAGAACCAAUCGCCAUAAUUUUUGACAAAUCACUCUCUUCUAGUGUCGUACCAAAAAUCUGGAAAGAAGCAAAAGUCAAUCCCAAUCCCAAAGAUCGAUCAACCAGAGAGCGAAAGCGACACUAGGCCUAUAUCCCUUACCCCAGGCCUGUCCAAAGUCUUGGAAGACUUCGUGGUCAGAUGGAUGUUGGAUGUCCUAAAUGGAAGGACUGACCCUUGUCAAUCGGAUAUCUAAAAGGACUAUGACCACUUACUGUCUCCUUGACAUGCUCCGUACUUGGUUAUCCCACCUUGAUUCACAGAAUAAAUACAUUCGCAUCUGCUUCUUGGACUUCUCGAAAGCCUUUGAUCGAAUUAAUCGGCUAUAAUAUUCUUUUUGACAAACUGAACGACCUGGGUGUUAGAAGAUCUCUUAUUCCAUGGAUUAUUAAUUUUCUAACGAACCGAAAACAACGAGUAAAGAUUGGUAGAUCACUUUCUAAUUGGCUCCUCGUGACAGCUGGAGUCCCACAAGGGACAAAACUAGGCCCUAUAUUAUUCCUUGUCAUGGUUAAUGAUUUGAAGAUAAGCACACCUGAUGCAAAAAUGUGGUGAUUUGAAGGUAAACUCACCUGAUACAAAAAGUUUGUAGAUGAUAGCACGGUGUCCUUGCUGGGAAUAUAUCGUCAGUAACUCAACCAACCCUUCACCUCAUAGAAUCAUGGUGUUCCAACAAUUGGAUGAUUCUUAACCCAAUAAAAUGCAAGGAACUUAGAAUAUGUUACGUUAAAAGAUCCGUCGAAUUUCAACCCUUAACAAUCGCAGGACGCGAACUAGAAAUAGUUCAGUCCCGCAAAGCAUUAGGCCUAACCAUUCAAAAUAAUCUCAAAUGGGACGAACAUAUUCGAUCCAUAAUCGCGAAAGGUUACAAACGCUUGCACAUCCUCAGAAUUUUGCGACGGAGCGGUAUUCUACCAGCUGACCUCAUUAAAACAUAUCCCGCCCUGAUUCGUUCGAUUUUGGAAUAUAGUUGUGAAGUUUUAUUAUCAUUAUUAUUAUUAUUAUUAUUAUUAUUAUUAUUAUUAUUAUUAUUAUUAUUAUUAUUAUUAUUAUUAUUGAUCUUUAAACACGGUAACCUUUCACAUAGGUGAUUUUCAAAGGGCCGUGCGGAAAAUAAAUGCAUUAUAAAAGAAGGAACUAAUGAACUAAAUUAUACUUAUUUACAAAAUAUACUUAUUUACUUAUUUACUUAUUUACAAGAUGUAAUUAUUUAAUAGAUGAUGGACAGAUUUUAAACUUGUUGAUUCUCUUAAGGUUUUCAACAAGUUUACUGGGAUGUUGUUCCAAUACGCUGCUCCUCUGUACGAAAAGCUAUUUUUCAAGAAAUUCGUUUUUGGUUUAGGUUGAGACAGCUUAAAUUACUACUGCGCAGUACGUAACCAUUGUUUUCACAAGUGUGAAAUAGUUGUGUUACGUAUUCUGGAAGCAUGCCAUUAAUCGCUUUAAAUGUCAUAAGGAGAUCUCGCUUUUUCAAAAUUAAAUCAAGAGGUUUCCAGCUAAGUUUUUGAAAAAUGUCCGAAGAUCUUAUAGUAUAGUCCAAAUUUGUUAUUGUUCUUGCUGCUCGUUUCUGAAGCUUAUAUAAUUUGUGUAAGUGUGUUUGGUUGUUAUUUUGCCAAACAGUUGAACCGUAGUUAAAAUGAGGCGCGACUAAUGCGUUAUACAUAAUUUUGAGCGUAUCUAGGCCAACAAAAUCUUUGGCUUUUCUUAAAAGAUUAAUAUUUUUUGAUAUCUUGUUGCAUUGUUCUUCAUUUUGCCUACUCCAGCUAAGUCUAUCGUCUAUAACUAUACCCAAAGCUUCCUUUUUAUAAACUCGUUCAAUUUGAUGUCCGUUUAUACUGAUUUUUGGCACGUGAUCUAAGUUUUUCAAUCGUUGCCGAGAUCCAAUAAUCAUUUAUUUGUUUUUUUCGUUGUUUAAUGUUAGUUUAUUCGCUGAUAACCAUUUUUGAGCAUUUACUAGGUCUUUGUUAAGUUUGUAUUGAGUGAUUCGUUGCCCCAAUACCAUUCUGAUGAAUUGGAAAGACUGCAAAAACGAGUAAUUGGUAUCAUAUUUCCUGGCCAUCUCUACGACGAAGCAUUGGUGAUGGCGGGUUGCGAAAGAUUAGAUAAUAGACGAAACACAAUCUGCAUAAAAACUGUGAGCCAGAGGCACCGCAAUAUCGAUAAUUGGGGGGCAGAUAUUCAUAUAUUCGUGUUCUGCCUAAUUAAUUUCUUUUGAAAUCGAUUGUUUUUACAGUCUGUGAACACUAAUAUAUGAAUAUCUGUCCCCCCAAUUAUCGAUAUUAUGGCGCCUCGUCGUUGAGCAAAAUUAUUAAACAUGGCACCCUAAAGGAACACGUGUUGCAAACCAGAGCAACUGCUCACCAAUACAUACCCUGAGAGCAGAGCCUGAUUUCCCCUCGCGUAGAAAAUAAGGCCCUGCCGUUUUUGUGUUUAAUUUGUGUCGCGCAUGCUCUGUUUCCAAUAUUAUGUCAAAACAUGUCAAAGAUCACUUGUAUUUUUAGAAUGAUAAAGCUAAAUUAAGAGAACCAAUCACAUGCAGUUAUCGCUACAUGCCGGGCGCGUGCAACUGCACGUGCUGUACAAGGGUCUUACAAUUACGACAUUAUAAACAAUACAAAACCAUUUUCAAAUCGAUAGGUUUGUCACUUGUCAAUAUUUUUACAAUUGCUAACUUGCUAGUUUAUUUUAUCCUACGUUACUUUUCAGUAUAUUUAAGUUAUUGUCAGCCAAAUUUCGGUUAUAAAGUAUAAAGUUUUAAAUUUUGUAAAUAUAUAGCGGGCUCAAAUUGUAACCAUCGGUUUACAUGCGAAACGAAGGCGCGCGCAUUCAAAACCGUUUAGAACUGGUUUAUUACCGGUUUAUUUACGAAUAAAAACACGGCAGACCUCUAUUUUCUACACGAGGGGAAAUCAGGCUCUGCUCUCACGGUAACCAAUAGCUACAACACCAGGAAUUCAAAUGACUUAUCAUUAUACAAGUGCAGAACAGAACGCUUCAAAAACAGCUUCUUCCCAAGCACAAUUGCAAAGAUAAAUAAGUAAUUACAAAUACCAACUCUCCAAUCGCUUUCUUACUCCAUUUUAAAAUAACUUCUAGCAUACCUUUGUAUAUACCCAUAUGUAUAGCUACAAUGUAAAAUAUUUCUUUUUAACUUUCUUAAAUUUGUAAACACUUUGUAAUUAUUCAAAUCUUAUUUGCGAUAAAAGUGUAAAUAAACCAUCAAUAAUAGUAAUAAUAAUAAUCUCAUUAAUUUUAAUAGUAAUAAUUUUAAAUGAUUUCUUUAGGACGGCUAGUCAAGAUAAAGACGAGAAAGACAACAAUGCCACUGCUUUUGUCUCUGUUCAACGUGACGUCGCUAUGGCAAUUACCGGGUACAUUGUACACUUUCUUACAGUAAUUUCCUCAGUUUCUACUGGCGGAGGUUAAAGUAUUAUUUCCCAUUAGUGUUGUAAGAGGUCAUCCAUAGUUAUCAACUUUUUAAUAAUUUAAUUACUUAUGUAUGCUUUUUUUAUUGUUGACUCAUCAUUGCUGAGGUUCAACAUUUGUUCUUUGUACGCUUGUGGAAGUGUACAAUAAUAGUGAGCUGUCGCAAGUGACGUUUUUGGCGACGUCCGUGUCCAAAAUCGGUAUAUUUAAUUUUGGCGGCAUUUUGCAUCAUAGCACUCCUGUAAGAAAGCAAAAAACAUCUUCACACAAACUGACAGUUGUUCCAGUAUAUGUUACAAAUUACUAAAUAUAUUACAGAUCAUAUUUGUGUUCACGCACGCGUAAAACUAACUUUUGUAACAAAUCCCAAUUUUAAAUCACGAGAAAGCUACCUUAAGUGCCAUAAUAUAAUUGAUUUCGACAUGUUUUCUUCUUUAGCACGUCAGUUCCAAAACUGUUGAACUAUCCAGCAACCGCACCUGUUUUAAAUAUUCAAAACAACACUGACUUCUCAGCUGUGAACGUUUCUGCUGUUGGACCACUUGUCAAAGUUGCCUUUGUGGUAGGUCCAUUGCAUACAUCCACUCACUUCGCGAAAUAUAUAUUGGGCAGGGAGAAAUUAAUAAUGCCAACAUAUUGAACAAUCUGUGUGAGUGCAGAGAGAAAGCUGUAGAUUGAGAGAGAUAAACUAGCAGGAAAAUACAAGCAGAACUUCUAUAUUUCGAACGAAAACUCUUCAUCGAGAAUUUAACGAGAACUCUUCGAAGGCCUUCGCUCGAAACGUCCUGGUUGUAUUUGUCAGGUAGUUAUAGAGAAUAAUACAUGGGUGCGCGGAAAUACCAGAUUUAUUUCGAGUGUUGAACAUGAUAUCUCACGAGUGAGGGCAGCGAACGAGUGAGAUAUCAUGUUCAACACGAGAAAUAAAUCUGGUAUUUCCAAGCACCCAUGUAUUUUUCUGUUUAUUAUAUAACAAAAUAUUUGCGAAGAAAAUAAGGAAUCUAUGUAAUGUGAUUUAUCAGAGUAAAAUCGUCUUAUCUAAGGUGCUUGUAUAAGCAAGAACUAGACAUGGCGAAGUAGGUGUUAAGCCGUUACAAAGAUUAGAACUCUUAAUAUUAUUAGCUUGGCGCCAUACUUAAAAAUAGAGCGCGAAAAGCUUGUAAGGGGGUGAGAGGUGUGGUUGAUAUCAUUAUAAAAUGGAUAGCUACGCAAAGCAAGUAUCAUUCGACUACAACUGUGCUGGUGAACAGAUCAACAUUAAAUCUCAACCCACCUCCUCCCCAGACCUCCUCUCAGCUUAAUUAACACUUACUAUAUAUAACAAUAUCCAGUAUUAAUACGAACUUGAUCUUGUAACUCAGAGUAAAUAUGUGUACAUACUCUAUCUCAGUUCAUGACAAUCAGAUGGGCGAUAAUCUGCCUCCACCCUUUUCUGGGCAAAAUUGUUAAUAUUUUCAUACAUAUAUUAUUAAUUAUUGUUUUAUUAAUUUCAAUAAAUCGGCUAGGAGAAAGGUUACUCCUAGCCAAAUUAUCCCAAAUUGUUUUAUUCUUUGCUAUUUAACAUAUACCCAGAAAACAAAGCUGCGGAAAAAGAAUGCCUGCAUUAUUCAGUGGCUACAUUGACGGUAGGUGGUUUGUAAUAAGGUGAAUCACAUUACAUAAAAACAAAAUUCAGUGAAAAACAAUAAAACGUCCGUGGCAAUGCGUUUUACAACAAAUGAUAUUUUCACACGUAAAAAUAUCGUAUUUUUACGGGUGUUUAAAUACGAUUUUUCUCAGUGGCCAAAAACUGUAUAUAUUUAUAUUGUUUUAUUUUUAUAUAAUAAAUAUUCUUAUCAAUCUGCAGCUUUCAAAAUAUUAAUACUUUUUUGUUGUUGCACUUUUUUGCUUUGAGGUGAUUCCUCAGUAAUUGUUUCCGAAAUGAGAAUUUGCGGGCCAGGGCUGAAGUCUGUGAUAUUCUUACAGUAUAGUAAAAUCAGAAAACAUUUUGGCGUCACCGAACUCGUUUAAUGUGACAAACACAAUAUUGAGGGUGUGCGCACUAAAGGGCCUCGAUGUUAGGUCGACGCUAGCCGAUGCCAGGUCGCUGUUAGGUCGAUAAGGGGUCGAUGAGGCGUCGAUGAGAGGUCGAUGUAGGGUCGAUGAGGGGUCGAUGAGAGGCCGAUGUUGGGUCGAUGUGGGAUCGAUUUAAGGUCGAUGUGGGGCAUUGGUAUCUGGGCCCAUUAGUGCUCACCCCCCAUAGUGCUUUCUGAUCAGUUGUCAGAUCAACUUUGCACUAUCCUUGGGAUCUCUGAGGUUACAUUUCGAAGACAAUAUAUUCAUAAAAUACUAGAAAUACAUGCAUGCAACGACCCCUCCCCUAUAUUUUCCAAACAUUGUUUCAAUAUGAAGUGUUCGUAAUUAUGCCAACACUGAACGCAGGCUCGCGUUGCACGUUAUGUUAGUCAUGAUAAUUGCAAUACGAUAAUUGUUUUUAAACUUUUUGUACAAACCUGCAAAAAAUAAAUGAAACUUGAACACUUUUAAAUACAGAACUAUCAAUUUAUAAAAUAUAUAAAGUAUAGGUAUAUUAUUUUGCUCUCUAUGGGCUUUAUUUUAAUAUAAAAUUCAAAACGAAACUCUAGGUAAAACGUUUUUAAAUGUGAAUUGAAAUUAACUGCUUUUUACCGAUAUUAAGCUAAUAAACUCUUCAACUCGAGCUUCAACUUAUUACUCGCACUUUGAAAUGAAAUAAAUUUAAUUCGUACAGGACGCUUAUGAACAUAAUUCGCUUUCUUUUUUAUCAUGCACUUCUACAAAAGAUAAUUUAACUAAGAAACUUUCGCAUACAAUGCGUAGGAAAGACUUGAGCAACAAGAACAAAGUCUAUAUUUAUCCCCGAGUCAACGGCGCGGAGCGCCCGGAGCGAGGGUAAAAAAUUCCGCCCGGCUAUUUACAUCCGGAGAAACGAACGCACUAGCGAAGCCUAAAGUUCAUCAAAUAUCGCGGGCGCAUGGCUUACAGUUCAUGGGUGGUCAUCCUCACUGAUCUCAAAAUAUGUAUAGCGCACUGUCGUGAAUAGUAGGCAUAAGGCAUUCGAUUCUAUCAAUUCAAAAAGGCAUUCGAUUCUAUCAAUCAUCGUGUUUUAUUGAAUAAAAUGAAUGAACAAUUUAGAAUCUUUGACUCGGAACUAAAAUGGUUCGAAUCAUAUUUAAUCAAUAGAGUACAGCAAUGCAGUAUUAAUGGCAAAUUGUCUGACAAAAAAAGGAUUAACUGUGGAGUGCCUCACGGUUCUAUACUGGGGCCCCUGUUAUUUUUAUUAUAUAUUAAUGACCUGCCUGAUUGUCUGAGAUCAACCGCUCCUUUCAUGUAUGCGGACGACACUCAAAUAUUUUCAUCGUCUUAUGAUGCAAAUGAACUUGUUCUAAAGCUAAAUUCGGACCUUGCUCAUCUUUUUGAAUGGAUGACACGAAAUAGAUUGCAGAUGCAUCCAUCUAGAUGUAAAAUGAUGUUUGUUGGCUCCACACACAAUCUUAAUAAAUUAGGGUGUGAAGAGCCUAUUAUGGUAAAUGCAAAACCCAAUACCACGAAUCAGUACACAAAUGUGUCUGGGAGUAAAACUCGAUAAAAAUUUGAAUUGGGACAGUCAUAUUACAUUCAUAUGCAAGAAUGUAAGUGCAGCUAUUGGCGUUAUGAGACGUAUGAAACCUUUUUGUUCCGAUGCAUACAUUAGAAUCUGUUUAUAAAAGCUUCGUACAGCCAUACUUUGAUUAUUGUUCCCCUUUGUGGGACACUUGUGGCAAGUUGUUAAGAGAUAAGCUCCAAAAUUUUCAAUCCUGGGCAGCGAGGGUUGUAACGGGUGCUAAUUAUGAGUCGGUCAGCUGAUGUUCUUAACUCACUCUCGUGGGACACUCUUGAAACUAGACGUUCCGGUGCCAAGUCAGUAUUGAUGUAUAAAAUACUUAAUGACCACACUGUGCCGGCUCUUCGGGGGUAGAGAAAUGGAUCAAACUAAUUACAAUCUCCGCAAUACUGCAACAGACCUUACAUUACCUAAGCCAAAAAGAGAAUUAAAAAAAAAGCUUUAAAUAUAGUGGUGCUUUGCACUGGAAUCCGCUCCCAUACGUUUAGAUUAAAUGUUGGAUAGUGACAUGCAUACAUUUGUAUAUAGAAAAGUGUGUAUAUAUAGUAUUUAGAUAUAGUUAUUUAUUUAUUUAUUUAUUUAUUUAUUUAUUUAUUUUCAAACAUUUUUAAUAUUUAACACGCCUCUCAUGGAAAUCAGCCAAGAGUUGAUGGGGCUAGCGUGUACCUUUUUGUUAAAUUUAAAUAAAGUAUUGCCUGCCUGCCUGCCUGAUUGGUCAAAUUUGAAAUUUGCAUUAUAACAACUGCAUGACGACAGCGAAAUAACAAACAUUUCUUGCAAGUUAUAUUUUUGCAAGAUUUUGUAAAUAUCAAAACAUUUCUGAGAGCCAAAAAAGUCUAAAAACGUGCAAAAGAAUUGAGCAAAGUCGCCGACGUUAAUGAAGGUAAGUUUGUGUUUAAUAUUGAUGUAUUGUUUGUUUCAUAAUCAGGGCCGUACACAGCGAGGGGGGGUCGGGGGGUCGGGCAAGGCCCCCCUCCCCAAGCGAAAACUAUAUUUACGAUUUUUAGAAUGUUAUUAUUAAUUAUUCUUCUGAUAUUUGGGACUUUUUUCGGCAUAUAGGGCUUACUCCCCCCUGAUGAAAAAAUCCUGCGUUCGGCCCUGUUCGUAAUUGCUUUAAAAACUGAUACGAUCGUUGCGUAUAUAAGUGAAAAAAGACAGCAUUUAAUUGCAGUGUAUUUUUAUUAAUUACCCUUUCUUUUGUAUAUUAAAAUAUUUAAAUAAAGAGGAAAGCAAAGUUAUAUAUUUUUGCCUUCUUCACUCCUGGCAAACAGCCAUAUUUGAGAUCAGUGAGAUGACCAUCCACGCACAGUGACCCACGUCCGCGAUCAUUGAUGAACUUUAGACUUCGCUAAUGCGUUCCUUUCCCCAGGCGGAAUUAGCACCCUCGCCCUGGGCUUACGCCCGCAACGGCGCUCCGCGCCGUUGGCUCGGGGAUAAUGCACUUAGCUAAUAUCUAACAUCGUUCUGGUUUGCUAUGCUUUUAAAUGAAUAUAGAUUAGAGUUUAAAUUAAUGAACCAAAUGUAUAUCAAGAGUACGAUGUAUCGAAAUGUCCUAAUUUAUAAUAUAGAUACAUCCAAUAUUUAAAGUCUUUCGAUAACAGUUUUUACCCUUUGACUUCAUUCCUUAUUUUUAUUUUUCCCUCUUACUCUACAGCUUAAAAAUACAGGCGAAAGUGAUCUACAAUCCAUUCAACUUUAUAUCUCUUAUCCUUUACAAAAAUUCCAAGGACAAGCACACGAGUAUAUCGUAUAUCCGAUCAAAAUUGAGGUAAGUUCUACCAUGGAUAAUAAAAUAAAUGGAUAGGACUCUAGCUGACGUAAGCAAAAACAACCUAGUUGCAAUCUGUGACGUCACGCGUAUUGCAAAGUUCUCGGCAUUUUUGUUGUUUCGCUAUAUUUUCCGCUUUAAAAGAGUAAUAUUGAAGCCUAAACUGGUCUAAUUGUUUUAAAAACAUGCCUAAGUCACGACAAAGUAUUCAAGGUAAAUGUUUUUAGUCUUUGUUUUGUAUUUUUUACAUUUGUAGCUACGAAAUUGGCGUCCCCAAUUUUAACGUAAUUUGCGAUGAAUUUUUCACUGUUUAGUGCUUGAAGUAUUUGCCAAAUUUGACUGGGAAUACUUAGAGAUUUCAUCGUAGAAUGGCGUAGUCAGAUUUAUUUGCCCUUUGACUAAAAUGUUCAGCUGUAUUAUUGCUAAACAUGCUGUUUUUGAGAAUUUGGUUUGCAACUAGGUUUCAACAUCCAACCACGCCAUCAGCCCAUUGAAAACAUUAGAUCACGUCAGCUAGUUUCCUAUCCAUUUAUUUUAUUAUCCAUGAUUCUACAUUUGGAGCCUUGUGACAAAGUUCUUGUUUCGCAUUUUGGUCUGCUUAAGGGACUAAUCGACCAGGCGUCUAACUCUUGUUUAGUUCUGUAAGUACGAGCAACCACUGUAUGUGUAGCAGUGAGCUUCAUAUUAUAUCUGGAGUGAGUAAGACGAACCACUGUAUGUGUAGCAGUGAGCUCCAUAUUAUAUCUGGAGUGAGUAAGACGAACCACUGUAUGUGUAGCAGUGAGCUCCAUAUUAUAUCUGGAGUGAGUAAGAACAACCACUGUAUGUGCAGCAGUGAGCUCCAUAGUAUAUCUGGAGUGAGUAAGACGAACCACUGUAUGUGUCGCAGUGAGCUCCGUAUUAUAUCUGGGUGAGUAGGACGAACCACUGUAUGUGUAGCAGUGAGCUCCAUAUUAUAUCUGGAGUGAGAACUCGAGUCCAAAAAGUGAAGCCAAGAUGGAGCUGUUGGACGUCAAUCGUUUUUGUCGUUUUUAGUGCAAAGUUGCUUUGAACUAUUGCUAUGAGGUUAAAUUCAAUUCAGUGACCGAUCGAUCUAUGGAUUGAUAGAGUAAACAAUCCGGGGGGAGCUUGCAAUUGACCUUUUAUCAUGUUUUCUAGAGCUUCGCGAUGUUCGGCCAACUAAUCGUUCAUAGCUGUUUGUAGAUUAUAACAAACUAUAUUUAUAUUCAUGAUAGUACAUGUUCUUACUUAUUUAUCAGACAUUUAGAGAAGUUGUAACCAAAUUACUGUUGCAUUUCAAGCACUUGAUAAAAUAUGAUAUGCCCCCCUGCAACAUAAAUACAGGUGCACAGUACACAUGUUCUCAUAUGUUAUUAUUUUACAAUGGCGGACAUGGACGAGCGCUAUUGAGCGGCGUUGUGAAAUGCUGAAAUCGUGUAGACUAGGGUGUAUUACAUUUGAGGUUGAUAGUAUUAUAAUAUAACACACUGGUUUAUCUAUGAAAGAUACGGGGCGAUGUAUACAUGAAUGCGGCCUGUUUUAUACGUCGAAUUUCGGUUGUGUCGAGUGCAAUUCAAACAAUACAUAAUGAGAUCAUAAACCUCAUUAAGCUUCAUUAUCUAUUGUUUGAAAUGCAUUCGACGCGACCGAAAUUCGACGUAUAAAACAGGCCUAAGUGCCAGUGGAUAGUUUUGAUAUAAAAUUCUAAGUCAGCUAGCGGCUGAUUUAUAUCAGCUAGCUUAUUAUUAUUAUUACGCCCAAUCAUCACUGAAUGACUGCCUGAAUCCUGGCCCUCCUCUGCAAAAUCUUCUUUGGAGUAUCCUUGUACGUUCGCGAUUCUACCCAAUAGAGACCUUACGAUUUUAGAACGGCAACCGCGACGGCGACGGCCAAAAUAAACUCCUUCAAAUAAAUGGUAGUCGAUAGUUUGUCGUAUAUUAUCAAUCGUAUGAAUUUAGUACAGUCUUAGAAGUUGAAAACAUGGAUUUUAUGGUUGGGAAGAGUUGUGCUAAACACCGUUUGAAGUUGCACUUGUUGUGGCUUGAAAUGCAGCCGUUGUAUCAACACGUGAAAAUAUGUGAUUUGGCGUUGUAAACAGAGCGAGGACAAUGUCUAAAUUAUUCAUUUAUUGUAAUUACUCAAUUCUUCUCAAUGAUCUAUUGUAUUCGUAGCCGUUACCGUCGCGGUUGCCGUCCUAAAAUCGUAAGGUCUCUAAUACUCCUUACAAGCGACCUCGAGAAAGCAUUCCUGCAAGUACGUCCUAGACACUAGCAAUAUGGCGGUCAGCUGUGAAAUUUCGAGCUCACUUAAUCAUACGGAUUUUAUCCUGGAGAAUGUCGAUCUAGAGCCCAUUAGGUUGUUAAAUAAUCAAGCUUACCUAACUUAUGAUGGCACCCGCAUUAAAUGGGCUCAAGACUUUUCAUCAUUACAAAAUUUUGUUAAAAACGUCGCUGGACUAAGCGGUGAAUGGGAGUCGCCCGGCGGUAGAGCAAAACGAUUUAAUGACUCGAAUCUCGAUUUUGUUAUGACUUGGUAUCCCGGAAAGCUAAACUCUUUGAUAUUCCACGGUAAAGAAGGCGAAUCAUUCAAGAAAUUUCUGGUGCGUAUUUUACAAACAAACUCUGCAAAUCAAACAGACGCUAUCACGGACGGAGUAUUAAAUACAACAACCAAAAUACCCCUUGAACCUACUCUUUUGUCGGGAGAUUUAGACGAAACUACCAACAAUACUAGCACUCAUAUCAAUUCAUCUGUGUAUAAUGGUUAUUGCUGUGAAAGCAGAAUCGAUAGUAAGGUUUUGAAGGAUAUUAAAUCGGACGUCGCGGCUUUACAAACACAAAGGAACUCUGUCAAUGCAAUCAUAGACUCCACUAACGCAAUUAUUGAGUCCAUGAGUGCUAUUCUGAUACCUUCAGGUCUCGAGAGUGGCCGCGUACCUUAUGAUCUUAGACUCGAAACGUUUCUCCAAGAGUUUUCCGUAAUUUUAAAAGAAAAAACAAGACUAUUACAAAUCUUCAGGAGAAGUUAAUUCAAGUCGAAAACGAACACCUCAUUGUCGCACGAAGCAGAUAAUAUGCUAACCCAAAUCUCGUCGUUUUUACCCCCUCAAAACAUUGUAAGUGCCAUUUCACAUAACCAGGAACUUAACAAAUACCCGAUUCCUACAAUCAUGAAACCCAGGAAAAACAAACGGCCUGAGUGCAUCAGUGUCCCUGAUAAUAGUUCAUUAAUCCCCUUGCGGAGAUCAGUUACAAUUCCACGCUUCCCCAAGAUUUGGUUUAGUAAUGUUAGGUCGAUGGUCAAUAAGUUAGACGAGGUCUCAGCACCAAUUUCCACCGAAUUAUACGAUGUUGUCGUAAUUACUGAAACAUGGUUAAAUUCACGAGUAACUGAUGAACUUAUUCGUAUACCUGGCUAUGUAUCGUGCCGAAGGGAUAGACCAAAUAACAAACGCGGGGGCGGUCUUUCUACCUAUUUCAAUUCACAACUUAAUUUUACUGAAUUAACUGACCUGAGUGAGCCAGAAAUUGAGAGUCAAUGGUUUCUAAUCAGAAUGGAACGCUUACCACGAGAAAUCAACUCUAUUUUAUUGGGAACAGUUUACCAUCCUCCUCAGGGCGAUGACCAUGUUCUUCGAAUGCAUAUCUUCAAAUGUUUGGAUUCUUUACUUGCCACCUAUCCUAAUUCGGUGAUUUCAAUCAAUUCAAACCAGGUAAUCUCUGCAACUCUUCUAGAUUGAAGAAACUGGUUACCAAGCCCACCAGGGAAAGUAAUAUCCUUGACCAAGCUUUUUCAACUCUGUCACCUUACUACGAUGCCAUCAUCCUGCCUCCUAUUGGCCAAUCCGAUCAUUCCAGUAUCUUAGCACAACCUAUUUUGACACAUGCUCCAAGUCUACCAACCACACGAUUGCAAAAGCGUGAUUAUCGAGCUCCUAACAAAAAAAAUUUGAUCUCUCGUCUGAAUACUGUUAACUGGACGCCACUCAUGCGGCUGAAAUCAUGCGAGGAACAACUGGAUUCUUUCAAGUCGGUAGUUCACGUUGCUUUGAAUUCCUGUAUCCCCAUGCGUACUGUGAAACAUCAUCCUAACGACAAACCAUGGAUUACUCCUGUUAUUAAACAAUCUAUUAAGAAACGUCAACAAGCUUGGUUGAAUAAUGACUUACACCAAUAUAAUGUUUAUCGCAAUAAAGUGAUAAAACUCAAGCCAAAGAUUCUACAAUGA
Messenger RNA from Paramuricea clavata, 16200 nucleotides. The record is from the annotation of a GenBank genome assembly. NCBI's taxonomy places the organism in Eukaryota, Metazoa, Cnidaria, Anthozoa, Malacalcyonacea, Plexauridae.